AAUAAUAACAUGCUCAUUAUUACAGAAUACUUUCAUUUUGAUAUUAGUUCAAUUAAAAAUAAUAAACUUAUCUGUGAUAGUAACUCAUAAUAAUGACAUUAUAUUAUUAUUACCACGACCAAAACAAAUUGUUAUUAACUAGAUGUUGUUACUUGUUCAGUAAAAAAAAAAAAGUUGGGUACUUUGGAUAGUUAUUGAAUUUUAUAGGUUAUUGGAAUCUGGGUUAUCAACUUUUAUGUUGGAUACGUAAAACAUAUUUGGUAAAAACUACACAGUUAAAACUAAUAUAAUCAUAAAUACAUCAUUCAUAAACGUAAGUCUAAUCCACAUACAAAUUAAAAAGUAAUCAACAAACUACUAACACAACCAUGGUGUUUCUUCGCUAUUCGGUCACUGAUGUCUUAGGUAAACACUAUAAUAAUUAUGGAAUUCUCAAAUUGCUUAGUUCUAAAAUUUCAUCGAUGAGUAAUGCUGUUAAAAACAAGUUCUUAUUUCGCCAGUUGUUCGAUAAAGAAUCAUCAACAUACUCUUAUAUAUUGGCUGACAACGAUGUGAAAGAUGCAAUUAUUAUUGAUCCAGUUCUAGAACAAGUCAACCGCGAUCAUACAGUCAUUAAAAGAUUAGGUUUAAACCUUUUAUACUGUAUUAACACACAUGUUCAUGCUGAUCACGUUACCGGUACAGGCGCUCUUAAAAAACUAAUACCGUCAUGCCAAAGUGUUAUAUCUAAGCAAAGUGGUGCCAAAGCAGAUAUUUACAUAAGUUCAGGAGAUAAAAUUCAGUUUGGCAGUUACGAAAUUGAAGUACGUUCGACACCGGGCCACACUAACGGAUGUGUUACAUAUAUAUGUCAAAAAGAAGCAGUAUUGUUCACUGGUGAUUGUCUAUUAAUUGGUGCUUGUGGCAGAACAGAUUUUCAAGAAGGAAACCCUGAAACAUUAUAUCGUUCUGUUUACGAACAAAUUUUCACUUUGCCCAACUACUAUAAAGUAUAUCCUGCUCAUGAUUAUACGGGCCAAACCGUUACUACAAUCGGCGAAGAAAAGAUAAAUAAUCCACGUCUUACAAAGUCGUUAGAUCAAUUUAUUGAAAUAAUGAAUAAUUUGAAUUUAGCAUAUCCAAAAAAAAUAGAUGUUGCUAUGCCAGCCAACCUCAAGUGUGGUAUUCAAGAUGAAUUGUAAAAUAUGAACCUUUUAAGCCUAUAUAGCAUGUAUUUUAUUAUUAGCAAAAAUAAAAUAAUAUUUAAAUUUAUUUAAUUUAUUGUUGUAUAAUAAUAAUUUUUUAAAUAAUUGAAUUUAAAUUUGUUUAAAAUGAAUACUCGUUGAGAUGUAUUAGUCAUAUUGAAAAAAUGUCAGUCUACUUACUGUAUAAUUACGAUGUGUUUAUUUAGAUGGCAAAAUACUUAUACUUAUUUUUACUCAAAAUUGACCUCACAAGAUUUAUCGAAAUUGGUGACCCCAUUGAUAUGACAGUUAUUGUGAAAUAAUGAAUUAAACAUUGUGUUUCAUUAAAUAAAUAUAUUUUUAAACAAAUUUUA
Adelges cooleyi (spruce gall adelgid) is the source of this 1537-nucleotide messenger RNA. Its product is annotated as persulfide dioxygenase ETHE1, mitochondrial. NCBI's taxonomy places the organism in Eukaryota, Metazoa, Arthropoda, Insecta, Hemiptera, Adelgidae. Bases 369 to 1181 code for a protein of 270 amino acids. The record is from RefSeq and is a predicted model, not a curated record. Gene Ontology annotation, molecular function: sulfur dioxygenase activity. Gene Ontology annotation, biological process: hydrogen sulfide metabolic process; glutathione metabolic process. The transcript is spliced from 6 exons.